GGAAGGGAUGAAGGGAAUCGCCAAGAGGAAAGAAUAUAGGAUAUGAAAAGGGGGUGUUGAUAAGAGACCGUGCCGUGCAAGGUCGAAUAUGAGAGAUUGGUUGAACGGGGCACUUUGCGUGGUAAUAGCUGGUCGGCAAUAGUACUAUGAUUUGGUAUGUGGCCACUCUGAUAGCAAGUGUAUUCAGCACCAGAGGAACGGCCGCUCAAGGUGCCCACGGAGUGAGAGAGGAGCCCCGGUUUGUGACGGCGCGCGCUGGAGAGAGCGUGAUCCUGGGGUGUGACGUGUCCCCUCCCCUGGACGGCCAGCAGCCCCCCUACGUGGUGGAGUGGUUCAAGUUUGGAGUGCCUAUUCCCUUCUUCAUCAACUUCCGCUUCUACCCUCCUCAUGUGGACCCAGAGUACACUGGCAGAGCCUCUCUGCAUGGGAAGGCCUCCCUGCAGAUUGACCCAGUGCGCUCUGAGGACCAGGGCUGGUAUGAGUGCAGGGUCCUGAUGCUGGAGCAACAGUACGACACCUUCCACAACGGCAGCUGGGUGCACCUCACAGUCAAUGCCCCGCCCACUUUUACAACGACGCCCCCACAAUAUGUUGAGGCGAAGGAAGGAGGCAACACUCUGCUUAGCUGCUCCGCCCAGGGAAAUCCUAAACCAAUGAUCAGCUGGCUGAGAGAGGGGGAGGAGCUUGCAACCAACACAAAAUAUUCGGUACACGAUGGCAGUCUCACCAUCCUUGGCAUCACUAGAGAUGACAGAGGGGCGUACACAUGCCGAGCCUACAGUGACCAGGGAGAAGUGCUCCACACUACCCGUCUGUUGGUUCAAGGGCCUCCAUACAUCGUCUCGCCGCCAGAAAACAUCACUGUAAACAUAUCCCAGAAUGCACUCUUCACCUGUCAAGCAGAGGCAUAUCCCGGCAACCUGACCUACACCUGGUUUUGGGAAGAGGAUAACGUCUACUUCAAGAAUGAUCUGAAGCUCAGGGUGCGCAUUCUCAUCGAUGGCACCCUCAUCAUCUUCCGGGUCAAGCCAGAGGAUGCUGGGAAAUACACCUGCAGUCCGAGUAACAGCCUCGGAAUCUCGCCCUCAGCAUCAGCACACCUGACUGUUCAGUACCCUGCCCGAGUGAUCAAUAUGCCCCCGGUCAUCUACGUCCCACGGAAACUGCCAGGCGUCAUCCGCUGCCCGGUGGAUGCCAACCCACCUGUGACGUCAGUGAAGUGGGAAAAAGACGGCUACCCUCUCCGAGUGGAGAAGUACCCUGGUUGGAGCCUGAUGCCAGAUGGAAGUAUCCGGGUGGCGGAGGCCACAGAAGACUCCCUGGGCACCUACACCUGUGUGCCUUACAACGCCCUAGGUACCAUGGGCAUGUCCCCCCCUGCCACUUUGGUGCUAAAGGAUCCCCCUUACUUUAAUGUGAGGCCUGGGGGGGAGUACCGUCAGGAGGCUGGGAGAGAGCUAGUCAUCCCCUGUGCUGCUUCUGGAGACCCUGAGAUACCAACCAUCACCUGGAGAAAGGUGGGGAAGCCUAGCAAGAGUAAGCACAAUGUCCUACCCAGCGGCAGCUUACAGUUUCUGUCCCUCAGCAAGGAGGACCAUGGGGAGUGGGAGUGUGUAGCCACCAAUGUGGUCACAAGCAUCACUGCCAGCACGCGUCUCCUAGUUAUUGGCACCAGCCCACAUGCUCCUGGCAAUAUCCACGUAUUGCCCUCAACAACCUCUGCUAAUGUGUCCUGGGAACCAGGUUAUGAUGGCGGCUUCGAACAGACAUUCUCUGUGUGGUACGGUCCAGUGUCAAAGAGAAUAGACUUUGGGCCUCAUGACUGGCAUUCGAUGCCAGUGUCUGGUGCUCAAACAUGGCUGGUGGUGCCAGGGCUGGAGCCUAGGACAGAGUACCAGUUCAGUGUGUUGGCACAAAACAAACUGGGCACAGGCCCAUUCAGCGAAGUUGUGACAGUCAACACUGCAGGCUCUCCUCUGAGUACCCCAGAACCACUGGUGCUUCUUACUCCACCACGGUGCCUCACAGCCAAUCGCACCCAGCACGGUGUCCUCCUCACAUGGCUCCCUCCAGCCAACCACUCUUCACCCAUCGACCGCUACAUCAUGGAGUUCCGCCUCGGGGAGAGAUGGGAAGUCCUGGACGACCUGAUCCCGUCCACUGAGACUGAGCUCAUAGCCAGAGACCUUGUUCAGGAGUCCUGGUAUGAGUUCCGGGUUAUGGCUGUCAUGGACGACCUGAUCAGUGAGAGCAGCAACGUAGUGGGAGUGUCUAGCACAGAUCCCUUCCCCCCUGCAGAGGUGGCUGAGGAGGGGCUGGCACGACCUGUGGUGGCGGGCGUCGUGGCAACUAUCUGUUUCCUGGCAGCAGCUGUACUGUUUAGCACUCUAGCAGCUUGCUUUGUCAAUAAGCAACACCGCCGCAAACUCAAACGCAAACCAGAUCCUCCCUUGUCGGUGACACACUUCAGGAAAAGCAUAGAGUCACCGCCUCCUCUCACCCCCUUGCCAGGGGUAGAGCCCUGCUGGGACGAACCUGCCAGGAGCAGUUACUUGCCUGCCCCCGCCAGCCCCCUGUUAUCGUCAGGGAAGAUAAGUCCAGAGAGCUCCCCUCCAUCUCGGCCCCGCUCUCUUUCUUCAGAGGGUUCCCAAGGUCCAGGCCUGUACGUCAGGAAGCUGCCUAGCCCUCAGCGAGAAAAGGAAAAAGAGCUCUCCUUCUACAAGAAAACCAAGCGUGCCAUAGCCAGCAAGAAAUACAGCGUGUCCAAACAUGAGGCAGAGGUCACCACGCCUAUUGAGCUGAUAAGCCGCGGGCCUGAUGGCCGCUUCGUCAUGGAAACCAGCCCACCACCCCGCCGCAUCCAGGGCUUCCCCUUCGCAGAGGAGUCUGACAUGUACCCCGAGUUCCGGCAGUCUGACGAGGAGAAUGAUUUUGAUCCCGGGCCUCUGCCCCCCAUCAUGCCCACGCUGCGGCCCCAGCUCUCCCCAACGUCCUCCAGCCUGGAGUCAACGCAGCCCCCCACCUACAGCCCCCGCCUACACAGGCCCAUGGAAGGUAUGAGCUUUGCGGAGGGCAGUGUGCUUCACGCCUCGGGGCAGGCCCCAGCCUCCCGCUACAGGGGCUUUCCCCAAGGCCCAUUCUAUGGGUAUCUAGGCAGCCGCGGUGAAUCAGGGAUUCCGCCACCAUUCUACAUGCCUGACAUCAGCCCGCGUAGCUCUGCUCUGUCCUCCCCCCCAGGCACCGCCGAGGGGCCAUUUGGUUACCCCUCCAUCCCGGAGGAGAGUGGAGAGAUGGAGCACCAUCAGUACACUGCCUCUGGCCAUUCUCUGUCUCACACACACAGCCCUCCUCCUCGCUCACCUGAAAGCUGGCAGCCACAUGAGUUCCCGUUCCUGGGUCUAGAGGGUCCACGGUUCAUAUACCCACCUCACCAUCCCUUACACCAUCCCCAGGACCUCCCCGAGCCACCCCCAUACCCCCCUCACUCUCUCCCCCCUAGCCGCCUGCACCUCCCUCCCCUAAAGGAUCCAACUAGCCCUGGACUCCUGCAGCUGGAGGUCCCUGUGGCUCCCCCAGGCAGAGACAGGCCCCCAGGGCCUCCGGUUAGGCGUUUAGCUAUGCAACAGGCCCAGAGUCUCGGCCAGCUCAGACACACGGCCCACGGUGUGGGUGUACCAGUGUUGCCUUACCCUGACCCGGCAGCCCGUGCAGGGAGCCCAAGCACAGCCCCCAGUAGUAGCCCUCAGUCCUGGCUCAGCCCGAGGGCAGGGCGCCGGGCAGACCCCAGCCUCCCCCCGUUAGUCCUCCAGCCCUCCCGUCUCUCUCCACUCUCGCAAAGCCCCCUUAGCACCCAGCCAGGUUCCCCAGAUAUUUUAGUGCGGCCCCCUCCCCGUCCUAGCAUCCUCCGCACCUCUCGGUCUCUGGAGAUGCCCGAGAUCACCCUCCAGCCCUCGGCCACUGUCAGUUUCUCCCGGAGGUCCUCCUUGACCACCUCUCCCACUCAGGGCCAGGGUGCCAGGCAGCCGAGCCCCAGUUACCACGCCCACAUGUCCUAUGCCUCCACUGCAGCCAGUUACCCCUCCCAGUCCCCUUCUCCCCCUGAGGAGGGCAGGGAUGUUUUCGGGCAGAGGCCAUCCCAGAGAAGGACAGAGGAGGAGAUGCUACCCUCAGAGCCCUCUCAGCUCCAGAUAUCAGCCUCAGGGGAACCUCUAGGUGCGUCUAGUGAUCCUGCCGGGUCUGAGAGCUUACCAGCACUGCUACACCACUGUAUUACUAAAGCCAAGGGAGUGGCUGCCAACAACAAUAACAACACAACCUCCAGGAGGAGAACAGGUGUGUCUGCCUCUCAGACCCAGCAGCAAUCUCAGACACCCCAAGAGGGAGAGCAUCUCGACUUCCACAGAAAGAGGAAAAGGCAAAACAAGAAGAACCCCUAUCUGUAUUUGACCUCCUUCCUGCAUCGCAGGCAGUCUGAGGAGGACCAGACAGGCAUUCUGGCCAGUGCAGACUCCGAGGGCCCAAAUUAUGGGACUCUACGCUGACCCGUUUGCCCACCACUGUCACUGACAGGCCAAGCCAUUGGACUCGACUAAAACUGAUCUCCCGCCCCACAACCCCCCGACCCCCAUCUCCUCCGUCCCGCCUCAACCCCGAUCUCUCUAUCAAGCUAAUACAUUUCUUUUAAUCUCUAAUACUCAUCGUUGUAUGGGAGUGGGAAACAUCAAGCUGAAUACUCCAGGGUUGGAAACCUGUCUCCGGCAUCUUUCCACUUGUUUGAAGACAAGAACAAUGGCUUUUCUGAGUUGUCACCACUACUUGUCUCUAAGGAAUUUCACUUGAAAAUGCUCUGAAAAUAUAUAAUGUACAUAAAUAGUAAAACAAGGGAAUUAAGCUUCCUCCUACAGUAAUAAAAAUGUGUUGGUUGAAUAUGUCACAACACGUAAAAUUUUCACUCACUGAUCAUUGAGGGGUCCAUAUCUUUCGGUUUUUCAGUGAUACAGUGUACUGUUAAGCCUGGUGCGUCCUUGGACAGGGACAUGAGUCUACCUUUCCUACAAUACAAAAAGUGUCAGUAUCAAACACAGGGUUCUUAUCACAAAUAUACCUCAGAGUAAACGCAGAGUUGCUGUAAUUCUUGUGGUAUACUGUACGUACUUUACCUUUUUGCAUAUGAAACGUAUGGGUAAAAAGGUUUAUAUCACACACCGCACUCAUGACAGGAUAACACGGCCUAAGGUUUAUCUGAUUUCCAAGCUUUUUAUUAUCAGUUUUUACUGGCAUGUUUUGUUUAUUUUGAUUUGUUAUCCAGUACCAACCAUCAGAUGACACGGUCUUGACGUUACUGCUCGAUGGCCGUGUGUGUUCACACUCGUCAUCGUGGCGUAACGUUAAGGCGCAGACCACAGCCUUCAGUCUCACUGAAAUAAUUUGGGACUCACACGCUCAAAAGGGGUUCGACUUGUAGGGUUAGAACAGGGUGAUGACUUGUGAUGUGUAUUGUAGUAUGUAUUUCAUUAAUACGGGAUCAUUUGUGAAAUGUGGCACAUCUCUGUGUGCCUUUUUCUGCCUUUUCUCUUUUUUUUAAUCUAAGUAUCAACUGCCUUUUCCUUCGCCUUCUCAUAUCUGUCUCUUCGGGGAGUGAGGGACUCCAGUGAUAUCUGUGUUACGGUUUUAUUUUCUCUGCCAAGGACACAUGAGAGAAAAUGCUUCAGAGGAUGCAUUACUUUUUUAAAUAUAUUUUAAAUGGGUACCUGCUUUGACUGUGUAUAUUUCAGUACUAGAACACAACCAUCAUACCCGUGAAAACAAUAGUGAAAAGUAAAAUUGUUGUGGGUUACAAAACAUAAGCCUUCAAGCUUAGAUUUGAAAUUGCAAAUAAAUCGGCGCGUACGUAUAAUGUGAGUGGAGAAGUACAGGAGCGCUGUACGUUAAUAUUCAUGCAGAAGGAAAAAGCAGGUGCAGGCACUGAUGUUUCGCAACAGCUGCUGAUCGCAGUUGCCUCAUAAAGUUGGAAAAAAAAAAAAACAAAAUAAAAAAAACAAACAUUAAUAACUAUUGCCGAGGAGCUUUGCUGUAAUUACAAAUAAUGGGAAAUAUUUAAAUGGUGGCCAACCUGACUGUUUAUCUCUUUAACAACUGUAUAUUACUUGCUAGCUAUCUCUCUGUAUGUUUGUUGAUUUUCAACACUAACCGAUAAUGAAUGUAUGUUUUGCUGUACAGGAAAUGAAUGUCCCGAUGUCACAGUACAUUGAAUGACCCAUUAUUUUGUUGACAGUGCGGCUGUGAUUGGCACGACGACCAGUUGGCACAAUAACUCUAAAUUGUUUUACUUCUCUCUGUUAUUCCUGUAUUCACUGAACAAGAAGUAAUAACCGGUGGGCCCACACAGCUUUUGAGCCAAGCUCCCUUCAUUCUUAACAGCUACAAAAAAACAAAUCGCCAUCGUUACUGUUUUCCUUUUACUUCUUUAAAGCUAGGUCAGCCAUUAAAAGACAUAUCAAGAUAUAGAUUUCCAUAUACUACAAACAAAUCAGAGGCUUUCUAACGAAUAUCCACCUGAAUUGAACUGAUUCAAUUUCUGCUUACACUGAAAUCCCAAACUCUUCUGAAAAGUGAGAAAGUGAUGACUGCUUGAAAGUGAGUUGCUAGAAUUUGAUGGAUCAAAGUGCAUAUUCUACUUAAAGAACUGGUUUCAUGUAAGAUACGGGGGAGAUUAAAAAAAAAUCUAUAUUUGUUAUGUACUGUACAUGGUGUGUAUUGUAUUUGUAAAGAUAAAUCCAACCAUGUUUUACAGGAAGAUGUUCCGUGUAUAAGGAUGUAUGAAAAGAUGGGUGGAUUCCAAGGAAAAAGAAAUUAGAUUAUAUAUAAAAAGUAUUUGCUUACAGUACGGCUUUAAGUGGACAAUGUUUUUAAAACAUUUUAAGGUGCCUCGUUUGUCAUACUUUAGCAGACGUUAUUUUAACUCAGAAGAAAAUAAACCUAAAUGUUAGUACCGUACAAUGUAUUAUUGCCAUAGCCCGCUGGCUGCACAAGUUGAGUAGUAUUUUCUCUGAUGUAUAGUAUGUGAAUGCCCAUUCUAAAAGCUUUAGAAGCAGAAACGUGUCGCCCUCUAUAACCUUUCUGGAACAAGGAAUACAGUAUUUUCCCCUCUCAUGAGCACACAUGUAGAUUCACUCGAGAUCUCCUGCCUUCAGGUGUCCAAAGCAAAUAAACUGAAGGAAACUUUUCUAAGAGUCACAGACAUGUCAUAGUCAUGUACAAUAUGUGCUGUGGAAGAAAUUGUGUUUACAUUAGUUUGAUAAAGAAAAAAAAAAGUGUGUUAGGGCAUAGUUGCUUUGAGCAUUACAACUUGGUGCUAUGUUUAACUUUGUGGUGCUGUAGAAUAGAGGUCUAAGAUUUUUUUUUUGUUUGGUUCGUUUGUUUGUUUGUUUGUUUGUUUUUCCACAAGCAACUCUUCGGUCCUCUGUGUUUGACAAAACUAAUCUAGCUCCGUGAGACACUAGGUCUUUAUCAUGACAGUAUCAUGGUGUAAUGACAGUGAUAGACAAUACUGAACAAAAUAUUAGUAUAACCUCAAUAAUAGAGACUUGUGAUGCUACAUUCAAAUGAACUCAAGAUGACCUAUUUCUAUAGUGUGUUUGCAAUGUCUGUCUGUGCUUCCAAGGUACCCUCUCUAAAAUAUCUUUUGUGUUGAUAUUGAGAAUAUUAACCCAGCCUAAAAGGAGAAACAUAACUGAUUGUCACCACCAGUAACCUGAUUUAGAUUUAGCGUCGGCACUCGCAACAAAACAAGUGGGAGGGAAUCUGAGAGCAUGGUCAGGUCAUGAGGGGAUCUUUCCACACACUUCCUAUAGGUCUCAAGUGGUUUGACAGCACUGUUUCAAGCACACUACUGCAGGGGCAUAAUCUUACCACAUUGUUUCAACACCUUUGAUGAUAAAAACUCUUACUAGUACUGUACAGUAUAGCCAUGAGCAUUCAUCAAGACCACAUUUGUAUUUAUGCUGAAUCUCCUAGUAAAGGUAUUGGGAAAGCUAUUACUCAUACAUCCUCUCCAUGUAGGAUUUUACAAAUGGAUGUAGUCUUCCGGGCUCUUUUGCAUAUUCAACAAAAACAUGUACAGUGUUUAAGAGGGCUGCUUUGGACGUACUGUUAGAUCAAGUUUUGUUUUCCAAUUUUCUGCUUACAGCUUUUAGUGCAUCACUAGGUGCUGGUAGGAUAAUACUUAGAACCGAUUUGAUUUUUAUUGUAUUAAUCUUGCAUGUAGAGACAAUACAAAACGCCUAUUUAGCAAUCAUUCAUGGACAUCCAAACUGGUUGUUAUUGGACAGAAAAUAGAAUAUGUAGUAUUUUCUAUAUUCUCUGUUUUUUCAUGUGUACCAGCACUGAGAAACUAGAAUGUAUUAUUAUCGUAGGCUACAAUAAGCACUACAUUGUUGACUGUUUUAGCUACUGCUCAUACUCAAGCAAACCAAGUAGUGCUUAAAGGAAGAAAAUUUACUACAUUUCAUAUCAUUUUCAUCCAUUGAACUCUGUGCUGUACAUCACAUGUUUACAUUCUGAAUUAUGUUGUUUUUUUGUGCAUAAUCUGUUUUCAUGAUGUUCUCUCAAUUGAAACAUGUUUCGACAAUGUUCAUAUGUAAAUAUUUCAAAGCAAAAACAUAUAACUCCUUUCUUUCUUUCUUUCUUUUUUUUUUUUUUUACUUUUAUUUUAAAAUGAUAACCUGAUGGUUUUUCUUUGUAUUUUUUUUUUUCCAGAUUUGUCAUUCUGUUAUUGUCAUUCACAUCAGGUAUUACGCUUCACUUAACUUUUUGUGAGCAAUUAACUCAUACUGUAUGGUGCUGUACCAAAGCCUUAUGUAUAAUACUUGUAUUAGUUUUCUUGUUUGCCACUGCUGUCCAGUGAAUUCUGUAUCGUCUGAGAUCAUGUCUUACUCACUCUUCAUGUUCAACUGCCAUGGAACUUUGUUCUUCAGAAUAAAUAGAUACCGAACAAACAAAACUGUAAAAACCCUCUGGCCUGUUACCAGCUGUGGCCUGGAUAGUGACAGUCACAGUCACAAGCCUUUAGGGAAAUGCAUAGGCUUACUUCUGGUGGCUCAUCAUGACGUAGACAUGGGCCUAGCACAUGAUCUAUGCUCUAUCUAUGGCAUGUCUGUGAGAAUAUGAAAGCAGUGUUGUAUUCAUGUCACCAUAUCAUUUCAAAUGCUUAGUCCCAUGCAAAAUUUUCCUCUCAAAUUUUUGUAUUUUGAUAUAAUAAAAAAAUCAAAAGAG
Molecule: messenger RNA, 9273 nt
Organism: Myripristis murdjan (pinecone soldierfish)
Lineage: Eukaryota; Metazoa; Chordata; Actinopteri; Holocentriformes; Holocentridae
Gene: igsf9ba
Product: immunoglobulin superfamily, member 9Ba
Exons: 21
Coding region: 147-4541 (1464 amino acids)
Cellular component (GO): neuron projection
Molecular function (GO): protein binding
Source: RefSeq, a predicted model, not a curated record